AUGAUUUCACCUAAAGAAAAUAUAUAUAUUCUCUAUUUGGCCUUGCUUUUGUUUGGAGUGCUGGGGAACGUAUUUCUCCUUUUCCUACACAUCAUGAAGUUCAUCACUGGUCAUAGAAAAACAUCCAUUAGCCUGAUAAUCAUUAACUUGGCCUUAGCUCAUUCCCUGAUGAUAGCUUUCAGAGGAAUCCCCAUAAUCAUAAAUGUGUGGGGGUGGAAAUCUUUACUGGAUGACAUGAUUGGCAAAAUGUUAACUUACUUAAUAAGAGUGACCCGGGGCAUAUCCCUUUGCAGCACCAGCUUCCUGAGUGUCUUCCAGGCCAUCACCAUCAGUCCCAACAGUCCCAUGUGGACAGAGAUAAAAACUAGGGCCCCCAAAUAUGUUGUUCCCUGUUCUUUGCUCUGUUGGAUUUUCAAUAUCCUGACAGAUGUCGUCGUGGCUAUUAAUAUAAGUCAUCCGAGGAACAGCAGUACAGAAAGAUGGAGGAUUGGGCAUAGUUCUUUCAUCUCACAGUCCACAAAUACUAUAAAAAUUCUAAUUUGGAAUUCAGUCAUUGAUGCUCUGUUUAUGGGUCUUAUGAUCUGCUCAAGUGGCUAUAUGCUUUCAAUUCUCUAUAGACACAAAGAGCUACUCCAGCACAUUCACAGCACCAACCUCUCCCCCAGAGUCUCCCAUGAAACCAGAGCCACCAAAGCUAUCCUUAUGCUGGUGGGCAGCUUCGUCAGCUUUAACUCAGCCAGUUCCCCUUUUGUCAUUUAUAUUGCCUCUGAGAAAGCAAGUAGGCAUUGGGGGCCACGUUUCACAAUUAUUCUCUCCCUGUUCUAUCCAGUACUCAGCCCCUUUCUGCUGAUCAGCUUUGACACUCAGAUGCGCAAGUCUUUGCAUGUUUUCUCACAUAAGUCUGCUAGGAAGAAAAGAUUCUGCUAG
This is a messenger RNA of Antechinus flavipes (yellow-footed antechinus), 927 nucleotides long. Its product is annotated as vomeronasal type-1 receptor 1-like. Gene Ontology annotation, biological process: G protein-coupled receptor signaling pathway. Gene Ontology annotation, molecular function: pheromone receptor activity. NCBI's taxonomy places the organism in Eukaryota, Metazoa, Chordata, Mammalia, Dasyuromorphia, Dasyuridae. Gene Ontology annotation, cellular component: membrane. The record is from RefSeq and is a predicted model, not a curated record. The transcript has a single exon. The coding region runs from base 1 to 927 and encodes 308 amino acids.